Messenger RNA from Gossypium raimondii (Peruvian cotton), 1367 nucleotides. Its product is annotated as immune-associated nucleotide-binding protein 9. The transcript has 6 exons. The coding region runs from base 155 to 1174 and encodes 339 amino acids. Gene Ontology annotation, molecular function: GTP binding. The record is from RefSeq and is a predicted model, not a curated record. Lineage: Eukaryota; Viridiplantae; Streptophyta; Magnoliopsida; Malvales; Malvaceae.
AUACCAUCCCUAGUUCUAGAUAUAUUUAUUGAAGUCGCUUAUCCCAAAAAACAAGUUUCCUCCUCUCUUUUUCUUUUUCUUUUUCUUUUCUAUAAAAUAAUAUUGAAUUGUUAUUUGUUGUUUUCUCAGCUGCACCUUUCCCUGGUAAUAUUAUAUGAUGGGUGGAAGUGCAAUAGAUGAUGAUUGGGAGUUCACCUCUCCUUCCAAUGGUAUUAAGACUGUGGUUUUAGUUGGACGUACCGGCAAUGGGAAAAGUGCAACUGGCAAUAGCAUUCUUGGAAAAAAAUCCUUCAAAUCAAGGGCUAGCUCAUCUGGGGUUACUAGUACUUGUGAAUUGCAGAAAACAGUGCUCAAAGAUGGGCAAAUUUUAAAUGUCAUUGAUACUCCUGGGUUGUUUGAUUUCUCAGCUGGAUCUGAAUUCAUUGGAAAAGAAAUUGUCAAAUGUAUUGAUCUUGCCAAGGAUGGAAUCCAUGCAGUUCUUGUUGUUUUCUCAGUUAGGACCCGCUUUUCGCAAGAAGAGGAAGCUGCAUUGCGUAGUUUGCAGACUUUAUUUGGUAGCAAAAUUGUUAACUACAUGAUUGUAGUGUUUACUGGUGGGGAUGAACUGGAAGAAAAUGAGGAAACAUUGGAAGAUUAUUUGGGUCGCGAGUGCCCGCAGCCAUUAAAGGACAUUCUAGGUCUUUGUGGAAACCGACUUGUACUUUUUGACAACAAGACUAAGGAUGAAACCAAGAGAGUGAAACAAGUUCAGGAUCUUCUCACACUUGUGAACAUGGUCAUAGAACAGAAUGGUGGGCAACCAUAUACUGAUGAGUUGUUUGCGGAACUGAAGAAAGGGGCAACUAAACUUCGUGAUCAACAAGAAGUGGUUGCUGCUCUAAAGGGCUACUCCAAGCGAGAAAUAUCCGAGUUUAAGGAGCAGAUUGAAAGAUCAUAUGAAGAGCAGCUUAUGCGAAUUACUGAAAUGGUUGAGUCAAAGCUGAAGGAGACGACUGUCAGGUUGGAGCAGCAGUUAGCAGAGGAGCAGGCAGCACGGCUGAAGGCGGAAGAGUUGGCGCAGUUAGCUCAAAUGAAAUCAAAUGAUGAAAUCCGGAAGCUUCGAGAGAAUCUAGAAAGAGCACAGAAAGAGACAGAGGAGCUCCGCAAGCAAGCUGCUCGGUGUGCCAUCCUGUGACUGCCGCUACAAUGAGAAGAUGCCUCUCUUAUGCUAUUAUAUUUAUCUUCAAUGUUUUAAAUUGCUAUAAUGCUUUUAAAUCCUGCGUAAAUGAUUUUAAGCUUUUCCAAAGUCAACUGUCUUAUCUUCAUGCCUCUUUGUAAAUCUUUAAGUGUAUAAGAGAUUUCAACACACUGGUUUUAUUGUUGUGAUA